Molecule: messenger RNA, 750 nt
Organism: Oldenlandia corymbosa var. corymbosa
Lineage: Eukaryota; Viridiplantae; Streptophyta; Magnoliopsida; Gentianales; Rubiaceae
Source: the annotation of a GenBank genome assembly
AUGGGAGGUCACGGAGGUCUGAAUAUUCUUCCUCAGAAGCGGUGGAACGUCUACAAUUUCGACAACCGCGAAAAAGUCCGGCGAGAUGAGGAAGCCGCCGCCAAGGAAGAACAGCUUCACCGGGAGCAGGCUGCCAAGCGCGAGGCCGAAUUUCGACUCGAGAAGCUCCGGCAAGCUCGCGGUUUGUCCAAACCCUCAACCUCCAAACCCGAACCCCAAUCUCAACCUGCGGAGCAUGAACCCGAUCAACCCCGUGAAGCGGACUCAAAGCACAUGAAUUUGUUCGAAGGGAUCCGGAUUUUCGAUCCGAUUUUCGAAAGUAAGGACCAGAGUAAGGUGAAGAGGAAUGACAGUAAGAAAAGAGUGAAAAAGGAGGAACCGGUGAGGGUUAUCACGGCGGAGGACGAGAAGUAUAGGCUAGGUUAUGGGGUGGCCGGGAAAGGCGUUAAAUUGCCGUGGUAUAUGUCGAGACCGGCCGGAAAUUCUGCUGAUGAUGAGAAGAAUGGAGCUGAUGAGGAUGAUUAUUAUAACGGUGAGCUGGAAUUUGGGAAACGGAAGAAUAAACAUAGCAGUGAUGAUGGUGGGAUUAAGAAGAAGCAGAAAAAGAGCUUGGAGGAGCUUAGGGAAGAGAGAUUGGAGAGAGAGCGGAAGGAGAGGGAAAGAGAAAGAGCUUUGAAGGGAGAGAAGUCCAAACCCAGAAGAGACGGCGCAUAUAGUGGAUAUGGAUAUGGACAUUCAUCACGGAGAUGA